CCUAUCUAAUAAUUAGCCUUUAUAAUAAUUUUUGGUUUUUCAAUUAUUGAUAACCACAUUUUAACUUUCAUAUUUCCCUCCAAAAAAUCUCAACAUUUCUCAAUGGGUGCUAUUCCUUCUUCCCUCUUCUUUCCAACUUCCAAAACCUCCAUUGAAGAGAAGCAAGAAGAGAGAGAAAGAACAUGAUUUUUGACAAACCCAGAAAUGAGAAAUGCAGUUCAAUUCACUAUCAAUUUCGCCCGCACAAAUUUCCCAGAUAAAAUAGACGUCAAGGCAUUAGCCAACCGCUACGCUGCCGCGCUCCAACAAUGCUUCCCGCCAAGCCCCACCUCGCAGUCCCUUGCUCGGACCAUCCAUGCCCACAUGAUAACUUCUGGGUUCAACCCAAGAGGCCAUAUUAUCGACCGCCUGAUUGAUAUAUAUUGUAAAUGCAAGAAUCUCGGGUAUGCACACCAAGUGUUCGACAAAAUUCCCCAACCAGAUAUUGUAGCGAGAACCACUAUAGUGUCUGCAUACUGCAAUUUGGGAGACAUGAAGGAGGCAAGAAGGAUUUUUGAUGAAAUCCCAUUUCAUAUUCGUGAUGUUGUGUGUUAUAAUGCUGUGAUCACAGGGUAUAAUCAUAACAGUGAUGGUGUUUCUGCGAUUCAAUUGUUUGGAGAUAUGUUGAGGGAUGGUGUUAGGCCUGAUCAUUUUACUUAUAGUAGUGUUCUUAGUUCUCUAAGUUUGAUUGCAGAUGAUGCAAGGCAGUAUUACCAGCUGCAUUGUGCCAUGGUGAAGUCUGGAACGGGGUGCUCUACAUCGGUGUUGAAUGCACUUAUAUCGCUGUAUGUGAAGUGUGCUUCUUCGCCUUUUGUUGCAUCUUGUUCAUUGUUGGGUGUGGCUCGGGAACUCUUUGAUGAGAUGCAAGAGAAGGAUGAGCUGACAUGGACAACAAUGAUUACUGGGUAUGCAAGGAACGAUGACCUUGUUUCAGCACGAGAAGUUUUUGAUUCAACCGGUGUUAAGGUUGUGGCAGUGUGGAAUGCAAUGAUUUCGGGUUAUGUGCAUCAUAGUUUGUAUCCAGAGGCUUUGGACCUUUUUAGAAGGAUGAAUGUUGAAGGAGUUCAGCACGAUGAAUAUACAUAUACGAAUGUUCUUGGUGCCUGUGCUGAUUUUGGUAUGUUUUGGCAUGGAAAGGAGAUACAUGCUCGCAUUUUGCGGAAGGAAGCUAAAGUAAGACACAGAGUUGAAGUCCAAUCUUCUAUAAAUAAUGCACUAGUCACGUUAUACUCUAAUUGUGGCAGAAUUCGUGAAGCUCGGCAUAUUUUUGAAGAGAUGCAUGUAAGAGAUAUAGUAUCCUGGAAUGCAGUAUUGUCAGGCUAUGUGACUGCUGGCCAGAUUUCAGAAGCUAAAGAAUUCUUCAACAAAAUGCCAGAGAAGAACCUUUUGACCUGGGCCGUGAUGAUAGCAGCAUAUGCACAAAGUGGACUAGGAGAAGAAAGCAUUAAGCUACUUAAUAAGAUGAGAACGGAAGGAUUUGAGCCAUGUGAUUAUACGUAUGCUGGGGCAUUGACGGCCUGUUCAAAUCUUGGAGCACUAGAUCAAGGGAGGCAGCUUCAUGGUCAAGUAAUUCGCUUCGGAUACGAGUCAAGCCUUUCAGUGGCAAAUGCUCUGAUAACAAUGUAUGGAAGAUGUGGUGUGGUUGAGGAUGCUGACUUAAUGUUCUCCACCAUGCCUUCUAUAGAUUCUGUUUCUUGGAAUGCCAUGAUUGCAGCUUUUGGGCAACAUGGAGAUGGCGGUCAAGCAUUGGAACUCUUUGAACAGAUGCUUAAAGCUGGGAUACUACCUGAUCGGAUUACAUAUCUUACUAUUAUCACUGCAUGUACUCACUCUGGGUUGGUCGAUGAAGGGAGGCAUUAUUUUCAUUCCAUGCAUAAAUAUCAUAUUUCUGCUGGAGAAGAUCAUUAUGCGAGGAUGAUUGACUUGUUUUGUCGUUCAGGAAAGUUCCAGGAAGCUGAGGAACUGAUCAAUAUAAUGCCUUUUGAGCCAAAAGCACCUAUCUGGGAAGCUCUGCUUGCUGGAUGCCGGAUUCAUGGGAACUUAGACCUUGGUAUAAAAGCUGCUGAAAAACUAUUGGACUUAAUUCCACAACAUGAUGGUACCUACAUACUGUUAUCAAAUAUGUAUGCUGCAGCUGGCCAGUGGGUUGAUGUGGCAAGGGUGAGGAUGUUGAUGAGAGAACAAGGAGUGAAAAAAGAGCCUGCUUGUAGUUGGAUAGAUGUCGAAAAUAAGGUUAAUGUAUUUUUGGUGGAUGAUACUUCACACCCAGACGUACAAGAAGUGUACGACUAUCUUGAGCAACUGGGACCGAAAUUAAGGGACCUGGGAUAUGUUCCUGACACUAAGUAUGUGUUGCAUGAUAUGGAGACAGAGCAGAAAGAGCACAGUUUGUCUACUCACAGUGAAAAACUUGCAGUUGCUUUUGGGCUCUUAAAGCUUCCUGUAGGAGCCACAGUUAGGGUGUUUAAGAACCUCAGGAUAUGUGGGGACUGCCACAAUGCAAUCAAGUACAUAUCGAAAAUAGUACAGAGAGUAAUAGUUGUGAGAGAUGUCAAGAGAUUUCAUCAUUUUAAAAAUGGCAAAUGCUCUAGUGGUGAUUACUGGUAAAGUAGUUUCUGUGAGAUUCAGCUAUAGCCGCAAGAAGGAAUGAAUUUGAAUGUGGUGGAAGCUCAGCAAUAUUAAGAAGAAACUCCCCAUGGUGGUAACAUGCGACAAUUCUGUGUUGUGGCUCUGUUUUAACUUUUGCAGUGUUACUUGUAUAAUUAGAUGUAUAUCAAAGCUUACAACACAGGGAUCUUUUUCAAAUUAAUGGGGGAAUACUCAAACUUACAAAUUGGAUACAAUUAAUGCAGCCUGGUCCUGGCCAUACAUAGGCUUUGUGAAGGUAUGCUGCUUCUAUUUACUGUAACAGUAUAGUCUUGCAUCACUUGUUAGUGUCGGCAAGCUCAUGAUUAGGUAGGGAUGUUUCAACAAACCCUCCUGAGCAGUAUGAUACUGAUAUUGUUGGAUUGUUUUCAAACAUAACUUCAUGGUCACUGCGCUACACCAAAAAGCAGAUUACUUUUGUCCACUGUCAUACAAGAUAAGCUGAAUUUGAUCAAGGCAUUUUCAGGUUUUGCUGCAGGAUUUCACGAGUUUCAAGGUCACCACCAUGUCACGUGCUGACUAAACCAGCUCUUAUCUGAAUCUUCUUCCAAAAUAGGGAUUUCCGUAUAUCUUUGAACAUUCUAAAAUUUUGGUUUCUGAUGGAAAAGUCAUGUCACAAGAAUUCUGGAGAUUGCAUUGCUGAGAAGUGAGGACAUCAUCUUAACAUAAUCAAUCUCAAGAAUUUUUGUUUCUGACGCGGAAAAUCGUGUGAUUCAUGUGAUCAUAUCACAAGAGGUCUAGAGAUUACAUUGCUGAGGAGACUAUACCAUGUAAAUCAAAUUUAAGGCUGCUGCAUUGCUGCGAAAACAUGGCAAGUCAAUGGGGGAAGUUACGAAACCUUUUAAGAUGUAUGGCGAAAUCGAAGAAGAAGAG
Messenger RNA from Chenopodium quinoa (quinoa), 3558 nucleotides. Its product is annotated as pentatricopeptide repeat-containing protein At1g25360-like. The coding region runs from base 205 to 2646 and encodes 813 amino acids. Gene Ontology annotation, molecular function: zinc ion binding; protein binding; RNA binding. The transcript is spliced from 5 exons. Gene Ontology annotation, biological process: RNA modification. NCBI's taxonomy places the organism in Eukaryota, Viridiplantae, Streptophyta, Magnoliopsida, Caryophyllales, Amaranthaceae. The record is from RefSeq and is a predicted model, not a curated record.